This is a messenger RNA of Penicillium chermesinum, 894 nucleotides long. Its product is annotated as prohibitin subunit PHB2. Gene Ontology annotation, cellular component: membrane; mitochondrion. Gene Ontology annotation, biological process: mitochondrion organization. The record is from RefSeq and is a predicted model, not a curated record. Bases 1 to 894 code for a protein of 297 amino acids. Lineage: Eukaryota; Fungi; Ascomycota; Eurotiomycetes; Eurotiales; Aspergillaceae. The transcript is spliced from 4 exons.
AUGUCUCAGAAUCAACGGGAGACCUGGGAGCGACUCCAACUCAUGCUCCAGCGCCGUGGUGGCGGUGGAGGGGGUUUCCCAUCCGGUGGUGGCCGCGGCGCUGGGGGCGUUGCUGGACUCGUCCUGCUCGGAGUCGGCGUUUGGGCUGCCUCGAACUCUCUCUUCAACGUUGAUGGUGGUCACCGAGCUAUCAAGUACUCCCGACUAAGUGGUGAACUCACUUCCGCAUCCCCUGGUUUCGAGACUCCGAUCAUAUACGAUGUCCGCGCCAAGCCGCGCAACAUUCCGUCCUUAACCGGUACCAAGGAUUUGCAGAUGGUGAACAUCACCUGCCGUGUGCUAUCCAGACCCCGUGUGGACGCUUUACCCCAGAUCUACCGUACCCUUGGUCAAGACUUCGACGAGCGAGUCCUCCCUUCGAUCGUGAAUGAGGUUCUAAAGAGCGUUGUUGCCCAGUUCAACGCCAGCCAACUGAUCACCCAGCGUGAGAACGUCGCCCGUUUGGUCCGUGAGAACUUAGCCCGCCGUGCAGCCCGCUUCAACAUCGCCCUUGACGAUGUAUCUUUGACUCACCUCACCUUCUCUCCCGAAUUUACGAACGCCGUCGAAGCCAAGCAGGUUGCUCAGCAGGAUGCGCAGCGUGCUGCUUUCCUCGUUGACAAAGCCCGCCAAGAGAAGCAGGCGUUUAUUGUGCGCGCUCAAGGUGAGGCUCGUUCUGCGGAACUGAUCGGAGACGCGAUCAAGAAGAGCAAGAGCUAUAUCGAGCUCCGCAAGAUCGACAACGCUCGCCACAUCGCCCAGCUCUUGCAGGAGAACGGCGGAAAGAACAAGCUCUACCUGGACGCCCAGGGCUUGGGUCUCAAUGUCAACUCCGGUGCCGAGGAGAGCAAAUAA